GUCGUCGACGUCCUGCGAGAGCGCGGCCUCCUCGACGCGUGCACCAACGAAGACGAGCUCCGUGAAGCCGCCGGCGACGGAUCGCUCUCGGUGUACUGCGGCUUCGACCCCACCGCGGACUCGCUCCACCUCGGCAACCUCCUCGGCAUCGUCGUCCUCGCGUGGUUCCAACGCUGCGGCCACACCCCGAUCGCGCUCCUCGGCGGCGCGACCGGGCGCGUGGGAGACCCGAGCGGGAAGAGCGCGGAGCGGCCGGUGCUCGACGACGUCACGAUCAACGCCAACGUGGCGGGGAUCGAAAAGAUCUUACGCGGGGUCCUCGCGAACUCGGCGUCGUUCGCGCCUCCGGGCGACGAGCUCAAGCCCGCGCGGGUGCUGAAUAACCUGGACUGGUUCGGCGGGAUGGGUUUUCUCGAGUUUUUGCGCGACGUCGGGAAAUACGCGCGCGUGGGGACGAUGGUGGCGAAGGACAGCGUCAAGUCGAGGCUCGAGUCGGAACGAGGGAUGUCGUUCACGGAGUUUUCGUACCAGCUGCUGCAAGGGUACGACUUCGUGCACUUGCACAGGGAGGAGAACGUCAUGGUGCAAGUCGGCGGGAGCGAUCAGUGGGGGAACAUCACCGCGGGGACGGACUUGAUACGGAGGAUAUCGCAGCGGGACGGUGGCGCGUACGGUCUGACGUUCCCGCUCCUUCUAAAGGCGGAUGGCAAAAAGUUUGGCAAAUCCGAAGACGGCGCCGUGUGGCUGUCCCCGGACCGCCUCUCCCCGUACAAGUUCUAUCAGCACCUCCUCCAGAGCACGGACGCGGACGUCGUGCGGUUCAUGAAGACGCUGACGUUCGUGCCGAUCGAGGAGAUCGAGGCGAUGGAGGCGGCGAUGAAAGAGGACGGAUACGCCCCGAACACGGCGCAAAAGAGACUCGCGGAGGAGGUGACGAGGUUCGUCCACGGCGAAGCCGGGCUGAGCCAGGCGCUGAAAGCGACGGAGGGGCUGAAACCGGGCGCGGAUACGGUUCUAGACGCGGACACGCUCGAGGCGCUCGCGGGGGACAUACCGAGCGCGGAGCUGAGUUUGGGAGAGGUCGUGGGGCGGACCGUCGUCGACGUCAUGGCGGCGACGGGGCUGCAAAAGUCAAAGGGCGAGGCGAAGCGGUUGAUCAAAGGCGGCGGCGCGCGCGUGAACAACGUCAAGGUGGAGGACGAGGGGAAGGUGAUCGAGGAAGGGGACGUCGUGGACGGGAGGGUGUUGCUUCUCGCCGCGGGGAAGAAGAACAAGCUGUUAGUGCGCGUG
Molecule: messenger RNA, 1290 nt
Organism: Micromonas pusilla CCMP1545
Lineage: Eukaryota; Viridiplantae; Chlorophyta; Mamiellophyceae; Mamiellales; Mamiellaceae
Exons: 2
Biological process (GO): tyrosyl-tRNA aminoacylation
Cellular component (GO): mitochondrion; chloroplast stroma; cytosol
Molecular function (GO): ATP binding; tyrosine-tRNA ligase activity; RNA binding
Source: RefSeq, a predicted model, not a curated record